AUGACGGAUCUCUUCCGCGAGCCGUUUCCCAACUCCACCUGGCUUUUACCCAGACAAGACUCCACCAGAGUAUUCGAUGACGCCACUACUCUGCACUUCAGAGACGCCCACAACUACAUUCACUACUUGCUCUAUCUUCCAUACCGGUGCCGAAACUACGAAAAGUUCUUCUUUAGAGAUGAGAAUCAGAAACGUAUCGAAUCGGUUCCCUGGCUGAUCUUGCAUUCGGAUCAGUACUUCCUCCCCUAUCUCUUCCUGAUGCCGUGUUUCAGACCAGAACUGGACAGACUAUUCCCCAACAGGGAGACCGUUUUUCAUCAAUUGGGGAGAUACCUCUUCAGCCCGUCGCACCAAGCUUGGGGUUUCAUCUCCACAUUCUACGAAACGUUUCUAUCCAAAGCCGAUGAGAGAAUCGGGAUUCAGAUUAGGGUGUUCAAUGAUUCAAGAGGAAAGCCAACUCCUUUGGUGAUGCAGCAUGUUUUAUCGUGCAUCCGAAAACAGGGGAUCUUGAAUCGGACCGGAAACAGGGCAGUUUUGGUUGCUUCGUUGUCGGGUGAUUUUUACAGAGAGUUGAAGGUUAAUGCGACUGGGGUCGGGGUUUAUCAGGCGAGUCAGGAAGAGAGUCAGCGGCUUGGGGAUGCGUCGCACAAUAUGAAGGCGUGGGUUGAUAUGUAUCUGCUGAGCAUGUGCGAUGUAUUGUUGACGAGCGCUUGGUCGACUUUUGGGUAUGUAGCUCAUGGGCUUGGCGGGGUGAAGCCGUGGAUUUUGCAGAUCCCGGAUAUUGGCGGCGCCGGCGACGGCGGAGAAGCAGAGUGUCGGAGAGCAGUUUCGGCGGAGCCGUGUUUCCAUAAUCCUCCUGAUUUCGAUUGUCCUGAAGGUUUUGUUUCGCCUGUGGUGCGUUGUGAAGAUGUGGGUAAGGGAAUGAAGCUUGUAAAUCAGCAUUAUAGUUAG
Linum tenue is the source of this 951-nucleotide messenger RNA. NCBI's taxonomy places the organism in Eukaryota, Viridiplantae, Streptophyta, Magnoliopsida, Malpighiales, Linaceae. The record is from the annotation of a GenBank genome assembly.